This is a messenger RNA of Brassica napus (rape), 1243 nucleotides long. Its product is annotated as E3 ubiquitin-protein ligase RSL1-like. Gene Ontology annotation, molecular function: ubiquitin conjugating enzyme binding; zinc ion binding; ubiquitin protein ligase activity. Lineage: Eukaryota; Viridiplantae; Streptophyta; Magnoliopsida; Brassicales; Brassicaceae. The coding region runs from base 389 to 1240 and encodes 283 amino acids. Gene Ontology annotation, biological process: ubiquitin-dependent protein catabolic process; protein polyubiquitination; positive regulation of proteasomal ubiquitin-dependent protein catabolic process. The record is from RefSeq and is a predicted model, not a curated record. Gene Ontology annotation, cellular component: ubiquitin ligase complex; cytoplasm. The transcript is spliced from 2 exons.
AUAUAUUAUAAUAUACAUCAAUUUAGAAUUAAAAACAAAAUAUUUAUAUUAAAAAAAUAAAAAAUCCGCGUGGUUGCACGGAUCGAGGUUUAGUUAUUCUUAUUUUACAUAUAUAUAUAUAUAUAUAAAUAUAUGAAUCUAUUUUGAAUAAAGUAAUAACUUCAUAAAGUAAUAAAAUAUUAUAGUUUUAACAUUAUUAAUUUAUAGUGUUUUUAAUUUAAAUAUAUCUUGAUAAGCUUGGUAAAUGAUAAUAACAAACCUAAGAUCAGAAAUAUUGUUGCAGUAUCUCAACAACAAAAAAAAAUCUCAACAAAAAGAUUAAAGUGAUCUUCUAGUGAAAGAAUCUAAAUAAAUAUAAAGUGCGACUGUUUUUCUUUAAGGCGAGGAGAUGGCGGCUAGAAUAAGACCGGCGGCAGUAAAACCAGAAUUCGAGGUUGCAGCAUGUGACCAGAAGGAUAACAGUGCGUUGCUCAAAAAACAACACAAUAUUCGUUUUCUUCCUCGUCAAGGCAAACCAGACAAGAAGACGGAGCAUUGCAAAAUCUGUCUGGACGACGUUGAUUCCGACCUAAUGUUCUACGUCGAAAGAUGCGGUCAUCGGUUCUGCAUUAACUGUGUGAAACAACACAUUAACGUGAAGCUGGUCGAUGGCAAGAUACCUAACUGUCCUCAUCACGGAUGCGUCUUCCAUCUCUCUAUCGACAGGUGCGGCGAUCUUUUAAUGUUCAAGGAAAGAUCGGUGUGGAUGCAGAGGAUUAAAGAGAACUCGAUCCCUUUGGCGGAGAGAGUUUAUUGCCCUUAUAAGAGUUGCUCUCACUUAAUGUCCAUGACCGAGCUUUCUCGUAGGGGAUCGUAUUCUGGAUUCGGGAGAUGCUUUAAAUGCCAUGGGGAUUUAUGUGUCCACUGCGGAGUUCCAUGGCAUUUUAAUUUAUCGUGCAACGAUUACAGGAGGCUGUUUCCUAAUAAGUAUCGAGAAGAUGGUGUUCAUGAUGCAAAGCUGAAAUCUUUGGCGAGUCUUAAUGGGUGGCGGCAAUGUCCCAAGUGCUAUCACAUGGUUGGACGCUCUUACGGAUGCAGCCGCAUAAUUUGCAGGUGUGGGAAUGCGUUUUGCUACAAGUGUGGCUACCUCUGGAACAGUGGGUUCCAUGGAGACUGCAACCGAGAGUUCAUCUUCGCUUUUUUUUUUAUGUCAGUUUUGAUUACUCUUCUAAUACUUUGUGUUUUAUUCCACCUCCUUUAGUAA